AUGUAUUAUAACAUAUUACUGCCAUCAUCCAAAGUUUGGAAAAAAUACUGGAUAAAUUUUAAUGGGCAGUUUCUCGAUAUAUGCGUUGACGAAAUGACAGCGCCAUUUGCUGUUCUUCAUCUUGGUAUCCAUAAAAUUAGACCAACUCAAUCUUUUCCAUAUCCAAAUGUAUUUGAAUUCUACGAAGAGAUUAAAAUUACAGAUAGUUCAGUAUUCUUUUAUUCUUACGACAUUAUGGAUACGUUUGAUUUUUUCAAGAAAACACACGACGCUUUUGUUAAAUGGAAGAUGUUCAUUGCCAAUGAAAAAUCACCAAAGUCUUACAUUUGCGAUCUAACUAAACAGAAAAAUAGAAUUAUGAAAAGUUCAGUGCAAUGUAGUGUACAACCAGAAAAAGUUAUCUUAGGAAAGGGUUCAAAAGAAUUGAAGUCAUUUCCUUAUGAUGGAACUCAACUAUUUUCACCAACUUAUGAUUUAGAAAAGCCGUCACUACUGAUUGGUCCUGAUAAGGAAGAGUAUCGAGCUAAUACUAUCGAAGAUUUUAAAGAUUUGCUUGAAGCAAUUUAUUUCAAUAUCCGCUUCGCUUCGAAUCAUAAGAUUCAGCCGCAAAUUGCUUAA
Messenger RNA from Trichomonas vaginalis G3, 618 nucleotides. RefSeq lists its product as uncharacterized. The transcript has a single exon. Lineage: Eukaryota; Parabasalia; Trichomonadida; Trichomonadidae. The record is from RefSeq and is a predicted model, not a curated record. The coding region runs from base 1 to 618 and encodes 205 amino acids.